AUGGCUACUUCAAAUGGGAAAGGUGAGAAAGUGUCCAAAUUUGAGACAUUGAAGCUUUUGGAGAAAUGCAGAAAAGAAAGAGAUGAUGCCAUGCAGAGAGAAAGUCUUCUCAGAGAGAAACUCAGACAGAAUGAGUCGAGGAUGCGCUCAACUGAGGCCGUGAGACAGAAACUGAAGACCUUGACUACGGACAACAAGGAGCUGAGGAAACAAGUGAAGGCUCUUCGUUCUGAGAUUGGACUUGAGUGCAGCCCUAAAUUCAAUGGAAAGACCACAAAGGACAUUAUCAACGACAUGCAUGAAAAGGACCGUGAGUGCAGUUCCCUGGUGGAGAAGACCGGGAAACUGAGUCUGACCAUUGAUGAUCUGACUUCAGAGUUGGCAAAUACAGUCACCUCUAAAACACUUUUAGAGGAUCAAGUGCAAUCAUUGCAGCAAAAUCUCAAGGAUAUGACAAAUAAUCAACGCCGCUUGCUAAAGUUGUGGGAAGACAAGAAGGUUCAAAGGGAGCAGCUUGCUCUGCCUGCAAUUGCCCAGAAACCUGUGCAGAAGCCAUUCGUCCACAAAGCAGUUCAAACUGAGAUGUCCGUUGGUUCAUCGCAAAAGCUUCCAGUCAAUGCUUUCGAGACCAAGCCAUUCUCUCGGGACCAUGACAAAAAUCUUUUGGAUAAACACAGUUUUCCAGCCUUUGGAAAUGGCUAUCAUCAUGACAAGAAGGCUUUCAUGCAUGAUGAAACCAAAGGAAUAAAGAAUUGA
Molecule: messenger RNA, 756 nt
Organism: Anoplopoma fimbria (sablefish)
Lineage: Eukaryota; Metazoa; Chordata; Actinopteri; Perciformes; Anoplopomatidae
Exons: 1
Coding region: 1-756 (251 amino acids)
Source: RefSeq, a predicted model, not a curated record